CUUCCUAUACGUUUCCCCGACUGCUCUACGCCCUUUCCGUUGUGUCCACAAAACAAGGAAAAGCAAUAGCGGUUUUUUUCCCGCAAUAAAAAAAUAGAUUAUUCAACAACGCACUGAUAAAGCUGAUAAUAUCUAUCCGUGUUCAAAUAAAUUCCACUGUUUAUCCUAUUCAUAGAUCGCCCUCCUUUUGCCUGUCCAAUUAAUAAAUACAGACCGGAAUAUGUGGAAAUUGGUGACACGCGGGAUACGUGAAUCCCUUGAACGUCGUGCGAGCUGUCGCACAAAUAUUCAUUCACAAACGCCAGGAGAUAACCGUGGUACAACCAAAAGUGAGGUUAAAUAUGAUUUUAUCAAGAACCAUAAGUUUCUAGCACCUAACAUCGUAGUUAAGUGUAACAGCGGCCCCGGAGGUUCGACGAAAACUGAUGGACCUAAAUAUAAAAAAUACAACUCCAAAUGGGAUACCCGCAGAUCAUGGUCUGAAGCUGUCGGAUGGUCUAGUGCACUUGCAGUGGGUUGGGUCGUUUGUCAAUCAUUGUGUUUCCGCAGACGUCCUUUCAAAUGCUCAACGGAAAACAAAUGGCACAAUCACUUUUCAAAAUUACACAGCACACGGUUUCUUUUUGUCGAUACUUUUGGUCUUCAUCCUCAACCGGUAUUACCAAUAACCAAUUGCAUUGCCAAUAACAGAAUUGACCAGUUUGAGAAUAAUGCAAAACAAGAAUGGCUACCAGCAAAGCCAUAUGGCCCCAUUACUAUUGAAGAGGCUCUGAAAGAAGCUAAAGACGAUUACACGAAAACUCAUCGGAUCGUUAUGGGCGAGUUUGAGCUACGUUUUGGAAUAAAGGCACUUGAAGAGAAACGUUACAAAGAUGCGGUCAAGCAUUUCACCACUGGUGCAAAUCUUUCAUCGUCUGGAAGUAUGUUUAAUUUGGGACUUUGUCAUGAGCUUGGGAUCGGAACUCUGACAGAUACAAUACAGGCCGCGAAGUAUUAUAAAAAUGCAGCAGAUAGAGGUCAUCCUGACGCAAUGUACAAUCUCGGUGUGUUUCAUGCCCAGGGACGGGGUGGGAUGAGUUCAAAUGCAAAUAAGGCUCGUGAAUUAUUCAUCCAAGCAGCCAAUCUUGGUCAAAUGCAGGCACAACUGGCAUUGAACAUGGAGAAAAAGGUUGGCUCAACUGAUACGGAAAUCUCGACGAUCGAUAGCUCACAAACGGAAAUCAUUCCUCGAGAAAACCAUGUCGUAUAUUGUAAGACGAGAACUCUUUCAUCAACAUUGAAACAUGAAGGUGCGAUCGCUUUAGAGGAACUUUGUAACGAGUCGGAACGCUUGUUGUUCUAUAAUAGAAUGGAACUAACCGAAAAUUCCACAAAUACUUUUCUCAAUUCGCUCGGUAUUCAAACGAAUCGACAUAGAAUUCUCGUAAAUUCUAGUGAUUGUAAUGCGUCUUAUUACACUUGAAUAUCGCAUACAUAGUGUGUCAUAAUGAUUUGUUUAUGUAUAGCCGGAGCAAAAAACUUUUUUCAAUCAUUUCUGGAUUAUUUAUUUUACUGUAAAUGUUUCAAUCAUUGGAUCCUUGCUGAUUCAUGAAGAUAAAUAUAUACGCUCGUAGCGUGUAGCUUGUUUUUUUGACGAGGAAUCGAACUUUUGUUCCUUAAUUCGGGAACCUGUGAAGCUUUUUCAUUCCUUGUAUAAGAAAAUUUUAUGAUGCAGUUUUCAGAGUCGGAAAAAAUGUUGCUCUGCUCAGAUGAUAAAAAUUUCAAUGUUACGCUAUUAUCUAUCGAAAGAAAACUCGUUCAUACCAAUUCGUACAUCCGAUAGCAUAUACAGAAUUCAAAUUACAUUUUCAAAAACUUAAGAAUAUGUCGCUGGCGAUAUAAUAGACUAAACCAGUUAUAAGCAAGACUAAAACCCGGUUGACUGAAAAGUAUGGGAGAAAUAGACAAGUUUAUAAGGCAUAAAUUGUAUUUUUUGAUUAUUUCGGUAUAAGUCGUAAUUAAAAUUGCGAGUGAAAAUUAGCAACAUUUUAUCUGUUGGUUCUUUUAGCAUAGAAGACUAAAGUUAAAAGAUAAUUACCAUAGGUUUAACUAAGAAAAAACCAUAUAUUUUUGACAACUUAUUUAUUGAAUCAAAUAAAUUUGAUUUUCAAGGUACAACAACUAAAUGUUAAAAUAAAAAAAAUUCCGACUCUACCUGGCUACGGGUGUACACGUUUGUUUUUGACACAUAUUCUGUUCCUUCCAAGUGUAAACAAUAUUAUGAAUACAUACUAAUUCAAUAGCGUUUUACUUUUAGUCACUCGAUAUUUUAUAAUGAUAAUUUGAACAACCAUUCUGUAAAUGAAAAUAAAUUAUCAAUCGCCCAAAAACGGAAACGAGAAGUUAAUCAUUUGUAGUAUGUAUACAAUCACAAAGAUAUUAUAAAUCUGCAUACUUUAUUAA
This is a messenger RNA of Venturia canescens, 2442 nucleotides long. RefSeq lists its product as uncharacterized. The coding region runs from base 221 to 1462 and encodes 413 amino acids. Gene Ontology annotation, molecular function: protein binding. The transcript is spliced from 4 exons. Lineage: Eukaryota; Metazoa; Arthropoda; Insecta; Hymenoptera; Ichneumonidae. The record is from RefSeq and is a predicted model, not a curated record.